AUGAGUGACAAAUCCUCCGCAGACAUCUUCUGCGCCACGUGCCAGAAGAACCAGCAUCUCUUCGUCACAUCGCUGGCCCAGUACACGUCGAGCGAUCCUUCAAACGACAGCGACUUUGGACUAGACAAGGAGUAUUAUCGAUUUCGCAGGGGACUCGAGAAACGCUAUCCGCAGGUGUGCGAAUCUUGUGCGAAGAAUGUCGAACGGAAGAUUAGGAACGCCGAGUACACAGCCAAGACUGACCACCUCAGGAAGAUGACGGAGAAGGGCCGGCAGGUCAGAACAAUCUACGCACAGAGAACGUGGUUAGACUAUAUCGAUGCGCUGGGUCGUUGGCUUUGGCGGGUAGGCCUAGGCUCGCAGGUAUUUUGGCACCUCUUGGGGUCAUUGGAACUCCUGGCGCAGAGUCCUGAUGGAAUGUCGAAUCCAGACGGGGACGGUUGGCUCAAACAUGGUGCCAGUGCUGUUGUCGAGCAAGUGCGAGACCCCCUCGGCAACGGCGUGCUUCUUCAAGCCAGCUUAGCCACCAGCCUUGCGUCCGCAUGGUGGAAUCCCAAGUUUGUCCAAGUGAGUCGGGGCUUCACGAGACAACUGUCAGGACUUGGCCACUGGUACUUUUUCCAAGCUCUCAUAUGCGGCAUGCGAUUUGUGCUGCCGCUCUCGGACGUCAGCUCGCAAAACCGCAGUGCCCAGCUCUGCAUACACCUCGCGCUGGCCAGCUUGACGAUAUUUUUCAGCAUUCUGGCUCCAAGGUGCAUAAGAACAGAUAUGACACCAAUCUUUGGACAGCAUAAGCCGCCCCUGGCACCGACUAGUCAACCAACGUGGGUCGAACAUGAGGGACGCGAGGCCAGCCAAUCCUUCGCCGAGACACUAGGCGCAGCUCUCGAGGAGACACCCAGAAGCGCUUUACCUCCGGACGUGGACAUGUCUGCCAUUCGCGAGUCAUCUCCCUUCGCAGCGAGCCCAUCACGGCGGGGGUUGGUAGAUGAAUUUCAGGACGAAGAUGCAAUGGAAUGGACACCAACAAACGCACAAGCCUUACCGAGAGCCCUGAGGGAGUCCCCUCGUGGCAAUCAGCCUGCUUUCGGCGCCGCUCCAACGCAAGAGGGGAGUCGCCCAUUCUACUUCAAAGUGCCUGAGGCGCCAUCAUGCCCCGCCAAAAAGGCGCGCCUUCCUGCUCACCAGCCUGUCAUUUGGGGCUCCAGCGGUGGAAAUGAGUGGACGCAGAACAAGGGCGUCGAGGCGACUUCAAGGGCAAGUCCAAUGGUCAGCACGGCCGAGCAACAAUACACCCAGACGAAAACGAAUCGAACAAAUGUAGACUUUGCGAAUCCGAGAUGGCAUGCGCCGAGGCAAGGCGACGCGGAGGAUGGCGAGCUGGCGGAUCUUCUUGUUAAAGGCUUCAGCCUUGAGCCGGGGAAGAAAGGCGCAGGAACUAGUACGAGGUCAUGGCUCGGAUUUUGA
Messenger RNA from Emericellopsis cladophorae, 1467 nucleotides. RefSeq names its product Integral inner nuclear membrane protein-like protein. The record is from RefSeq and is a predicted model, not a curated record. Gene Ontology annotation, cellular component: microtubule organizing center attachment site; mitotic spindle pole body; chromosome, centromeric core domain. The coding region runs from base 1 to 1467 and encodes 488 amino acids. Gene Ontology annotation, biological process: nuclear inner membrane organization. The transcript has a single exon. Lineage: Eukaryota; Fungi; Ascomycota; Sordariomycetes; Hypocreales; Bionectriaceae.